Molecule: messenger RNA, 997 nt
Organism: Sitophilus oryzae (rice weevil)
Lineage: Eukaryota; Metazoa; Arthropoda; Insecta; Coleoptera; Curculionidae
Exons: 5
Coding region: 114-857 (247 amino acids)
Source: RefSeq, a predicted model, not a curated record
AUAGUUGUUACGAAGAUGAGAUAAGAUAAAAUAUAAUGAAAAGAUUUAUUAUACGUUUAACAUUUGGUUUUCAAAUUUCUGGGAAAGAAGAUCGCUAGGAAAUUUAAAAAAAAAUGGCCGGGCCACCUGGAUACGGUUUCAAGGACACGUGGUAUCCACCUCCACCCACCUCAGAACCUCCGCAAUGCAUAUGUCACAGCAACACAUUUAUAACACGUCAGCAAUGUCCCAAAUGCAUCAACAGUCCCACUGGAACAGUUCAUUGGAAAUCACCUCCUUUACUGUACCCAUCUGAUCCACAUCAUCAUUAUUCAGAUAGUAUCAACAAUCCUCAAUUUUGUAAUUCUAAUCAUGGUUAUACACCACAACCAUAUGUAGUGUCUAAACCUCCUAAUGCACCUCCUUCGAUGGGUGGCUACAAAUCGUAUUAUUGGGUAGAUGUCCAUCAUCCUGGGGGAAUACCAUCAACAGCGUUGCUAGGAGGACACGACGUCGAUGGGGAUGCAAUCUAUGUUGGUCGAGCUUUCCACGAAAACGAUUGGAUACCCGCUAAAGUCGUUCCUAAUAAGCAAGUGGCUUAUGUAGCUUAUGGAGGCUCGGAACAUGAACUCACUCAGUAUCAGGUUCUUUGUGAACAAAGAUUUGACUGGCUUCCCUCAGGAGGUGGAAACAUCCCUCCCGGUGCCGUAGAAGGAGGCAGAACUGCAGACGGCGAGUCUUUGUUCAUCGGAAGAGUUUACCAUGACGGUGCUUUAUCCAUAGGAAAAGUCCAUCCAAGUCAUGGAGUGUGCUACGUACCAUUCGAUGGCAAAGAAGUUGGACACAGCAACUACGAAGUUCUGGUGUUGAGAAGCUAAAAAUUGUUAUUGAGAAUUUCUUGGAAUUACUUACUAUAUGGCUAUUUAAACUUGUUAGAAGAUUUUGAAAUAGUUACCAAUAUGAAUGUUGAAAUAUCUUUAUUUUAUUAAACGUUUUCAAUAAAUAAUAUUUAGUGUUA